CCGAGGAGUGGCCACUCCCCCUUAUAUAGUCUCCCUGGAACAGUGCAGGUGGAAGUACAUAGAUCUCGGCAUCAUAAUGACAACAAGCGUACAGGAUGGGUCAGCUGCGACAUUUGCCCCGCGGUCAGUCAGCGGUUUCAAGAUUGAACGUGUUGACCACUUCGUCAUCACCGUCGCCGACAUUAACAAGUCCGUGGACUUCUACCAUCGGGUACUUGGCAUGGAGAUCGCUAUAAUCAAAGGUCGUAAAGCGCUCACUUUCGGCCUUUCUAAGAUAGGCCUCCACGAGCGUGGUAAGGAGCUUGAUCCCAAGGCCAGUUGCCCGACUCCGGGGUCGGUUGAUGUCUGUUUCAUCACCAACACGAAGCCGAACCAGGUCAUGGAACAUCUGAAGAACUGCAACGUCACUAUCAUGGAGGGGCCGGUACAGAGGAAUGGCGCCAUUGGACCAAUCACCUCGUUCUACUUCCGAGACCCGGAUGACAACCUGAUCGAAGUGUCCAACUAUCCCGACAAUAUCAAAUCAUAAAGCAGGUGUCAAUAACAUGGGAUGCUGUUAUUGCUGUUACCAUGGUGACGUGCUUAAGAUAUAUACAAGGUGCCUUUCCGAUUGAUUUUAAUCGUGUUGAACCAAAGAAAUAAGCAGUAUUGAAUGAAACAGAUCUUCAUUUGUUAUCGGUUUGUUAGAUCUACAAAUGUUUGUAGUGUGACUGUGAAUGUGUUCUUAUUAACAAGAUUGUGUACGUAUAAGUUUUUCAGCAUCUCAAAGGAAUCGUUGUCUCUGAAAGUUUAUUAAAACGGUUUUCUUGCAUUUCAGUGUUAUUAGUUAAAUCUAACAGCGGUCACUUAAACCACUCAAUGCUAACAGUCUACAGUUGAUACGUAUUGACUUAACUGAAACAUGCAUACUACUAUUAUGCUAAAUGUAGUAUAUUGAUGUAAGCAUCGGUAUGUGAUAUGCAACAAUUUAACAUGGGUGGUAGAUAUUUACCUUUAGUCUUAUUGUGGACCGGCAGUAUGUCGUUGUACAGGCACGUAGGGAGAACUUGUAGAUCAACACUGUAUCGUAAGGAAAACAUAGUUUCUGUAUCAUGGUUGUGUAAUGAGAUGCAUAGAACAGUCCAUUCUUUACGCACAGAACAGUCCAUUCUUUACGCAUGGAACAGUCCAUUCU
Molecule: messenger RNA, 1174 nt
Organism: Haliotis rubra (blacklip abalone)
Lineage: Eukaryota; Metazoa; Mollusca; Gastropoda; Lepetellida; Haliotidae
Product: glyoxalase domain-containing protein 5-like
Exons: 4
Coding region: 77-529 (150 amino acids)
Source: RefSeq, a predicted model, not a curated record